This is a messenger RNA of Otolemur garnettii (small-eared galago), 1787 nucleotides long. It is a transcript of the gene TULP2, whose product is annotated as tubby like protein 2. Gene Ontology annotation, cellular component: cilium. Bases 241 to 1785 code for a protein of 514 amino acids. The transcript is spliced from 13 exons. Gene Ontology annotation, biological process: protein localization to cilium. Lineage: Eukaryota; Metazoa; Chordata; Mammalia; Primates; Galagidae. The record is from RefSeq and is a predicted model, not a curated record.
CAACUUCCGCAGGCAGCGUGGCUUCUUCGUCCCGUGGGAGUUGUAGUUUUUCCAUUUGUUUUCUCCUGAAGUGCCUGCAAGUUACAGCUGGACCCAGAGAUUAGGUCCCCAGUUUCCAAAGAAGGGGUGAACUAUGUUUAGAGAUUGGCCAGAGAGGCAAGGCCUAGAGGCGUCAAUGUGAGCAGCCUCUCCAGGGCACAAGGCACGAGAGAAAGAGGAGUCUCCAGGAUCUCAAGCAGAAUGUCUCAGGAGAAUGACAGAUGGAAGACCGAGAUCUUGGUGGAUGAGCUUGCCGCCAUGAGACUGCAGAAACUGGAUCAGCAGAGGCGGCUGUUUGAGAAGAAGCAACGACGGAAGCGCCAAGAACCCCUCAUGGUUCAGGCCAAUCCUGAUGCUUCCCUGAGGCUCCGGCGACUGCAGCGACCGGAGAAAUGUCUUCUGGGUGACAGCGGCCUUGGGAACCCUUUCCUCCAGGAGAAUGUGCCAAAGGCACAUCUGCGUUGUGGUGCUCACAGUGUCCUGGGUACCAUGAGCUGUGGUGGAGAUGGCUGCGGUGAGCAUGGCCGCCUGAUGUUGCCGACAGAAGCAGUGUUUAGGACUCCUGUUCUCCAGUCCCUCUCCUUAUCCUGGCUCCCAGACAGUUCUGAUUCAGAGUUGGAGGAAGUCUGGGUAGAGGAUGUUUUCAUUUCUCCUCCACCUGAAAAAGAGCCUCGGAGAACUCGACGCAGGGGUUGGUCUGCCAACCAAGGACCUGGUGAUUUUGGGGAAAUUCAGGGUGAAAGCUGGUCGGCUGGUCCAUGCUGCAAACCCUCCCCUUUUAAUGGGGCCAAUGUGGAGGAGGAGACUAAAUCCCAGGAUGUUGCAGAUGAAUGUGAGGUGCCCUACCUGGAACCAAACCCUGGAAUGGAUGGUGACCUGGGACCUGGAAACUCCCACCUGGUGGAAGGAGGCACACCUAGUCAGAAUGUGGAAGACCUGGAAGAGAAGAAAGAGGAGUUGGAGUUUACAGAGAUGAAUGCCCUUGCAGCAACCAACCAGGAAAUGUCCACGGCUCUGGAGGGCUUUGGUGACAUGGGCAGCAGCAAUGUGGACAGCAUGGCUUACCUGGCACCCAGCUUCCCAUGCUUACAGCGGAGUGAGGACAUGGAGGCAUAUGUGUUGCAGCCAGUGAUCCGGGGCAUCACGUUGCAGUGCCGCAUUAGUCGUGAUAAGCAUGGAUUAGAAAAAAACAUGUUCCCCUCCUACUAUCUCUACAUGGAGGCGGGCAAUGGCCGGAAGCACUUCCUACUGGCUGGGCGAAAGAGAAAAAGGAGCAAAACCUCGAAUUACGUCAUCUCCGUGGACCCCACAGACCUAUCUCGGGAUGGGUACAACUUUGUGGGCAAAGUCAGAUCCAAUGUCUUGGGCACCAAGUUCACCAUCUUUAACAAUGGGGUGAAUCCCUCUAGAAAGAAUAUCUUCCAGGAGACUGCACAGAUCAGACAGGAACUCGGAGUUGUGUGUUAUGAGACCAACGUUUUUGGAUUGCGAGGCCCUCGGAAAAUGACCGUGAUUAUCCCAGCAGUCGACAGCCAAAACCAGAGAAUCAUUUUCCAGCCACUAAACGAACAGGAGUCACUAAUGAGUCGUUUCCAACGGGGCUCCACUCAGGGGCUAGUCCUACUGCAAAACAAAACUCCUUUGUGGUGUGAGGAGAGCAGUGCCUACGUGCUCAAUUUUAGUGGUCGAGUAACUCGGGCCUCAGUGAAGAACUUCCAGAUCGUGCAUCCGGAAGACCGUGAGUAAAG